This is a messenger RNA of Phoenix dactylifera (date palm), 1639 nucleotides long. Its product is annotated as mannose-1-phosphate guanylyltransferase 1-like. Gene Ontology annotation, biological process: GDP-mannose biosynthetic process. Lineage: Eukaryota; Viridiplantae; Streptophyta; Magnoliopsida; Arecales; Arecaceae. The record is from RefSeq and is a predicted model, not a curated record. Gene Ontology annotation, molecular function: GTP binding; mannose-1-phosphate guanylyltransferase (GTP) activity.
UCGAUGCUCUCCGCCCUCACUCGGCUCUCUCUCCCAAGGGUUUAGAAUUUCUCGUCUUCGAAAUUAGGGUAAGGGUUAGGGGCUUUUCGGCUUCGACUGAGAUAAUCGGCUCGCUUGUUUCUUCUUCGAUCUUUGAAGAAAAUUCAUUCGAGCGAACAUAGUUUUUCAAGCCAGCUUGUCUUUUUAGACCACGUCAUAAGGUUGGAAGUUCAGCUGUGAAGUGGUAACUCUGAUUAUAGAGUAAUCCAGAUAAAGGAGUAUUAGCAACUAAAUCACCAUGAAGGCACUCAUCCUUGUAGGUGGAUUUGGGACUCAACUGAGGCCCUUGACAAUCAGCAUGCCAAAGCCACUUGUUGACUUUGCCAACAAGCCAAUGAUUUUGCAUCAGAUUGAAGCCCUUAAAGCUACUGGAGUAACUGAAGUCAUCUUAGCCAUCAAUUACCAGCCACAAGUCAUGCUGAGCUUUCUCGAAGAGUUUGAAUCAAGGCUUGGGAUCGAGAUCACCUGCUCUCAAGAAAAUGAGCCAAUGGGCACUGCCGGCCCUUUGGCCCUUGCAAAGGAGAAAUUGCUUCAGGAGGCUGACAAGCCAUUCUUCGUGCUCAACAGCGAUAUCACAUGUGAAUACCCAUUAAAAGAGAUGCUUGAAUUUCAUAAUGCUCAUGGAGGUGAAGCAUCAAUCAUGGUAACCAAGGUGGCUGAGCCAUCAAAAUAUGGAGUUGUAGUUUUGGAUGAGAAUUCAGGUAGGGUCAAGAAAUUCGUUGAGAAACCUGCAGUAUUUGUAGGUAACAAAAUUAAUGCAGGCAUAUACCUAUUGAACACCUCUGUUCUCAAUCGAAUUCCACUUGGUCCCUCAUCAUUAGAACAGCAAGUUUUCCCUUCCAUUGCCAAGGAGGGAUGCCUAUAUGCCAUGGUCUAUGAUGGAUUCUGGAUGGAUGUUGGACAGCCCAAGGAUUACCUCACAGGCCUUGGAUUUUAUUUAGACUAUCUGAGGAGGAAAUCAGCAUUGGAGCUUGCUGUCGGACGCAACAUCAUUGGGAAUGUGUUGAUCGAUGAGAGUGCAAAGAUUGGUGAAGGGUGCUUAAUUGGGCCUGAUGUGGUGAUUGGUCCCAAUUGUGUGAUCGAGCCGGGGGUGAGGUUAUCAUCAUGCACCCUGAUGAAGGGGGUGCAGGUGAAGAGAUCAGCUCAUGUGUCGGGCAGCAUCAUUGGAUGGUAUUCAACAGUUGGGGAGUCAGCUCAAGUUAGCAGCAUGGCGGUGCUCGGAGAGGAUGUCCAUGUCGGGGAGACUGUGUUCCUUAAUGGAGCAGUUGUCCUGCCUCACAAAGAGAUCAAAUCACAUUUUGUGAAGCCUGAGAUUGUAAUGUAAAGCAAACACAAUGCACCAACCAAAAUAUUGAAGUGAUCUUGAUGAUAGAGAUUUCCAUACAUGCAAAGAAAUUUUUAUACUGUUUAAAAUGUCUAUCUAUUUUUAACCUACAGGCAGCCAUGUAAUUAAUCUUUAUGCUGAGUAGUUUCUCUUUUUCUGGUCUGUCUGUGUUAAGUUGUCAAAGAGUAGGCAAAGCUGUAUGAGGAAAUGCUUACGUUUUAGUUGUUGUUUACCGCUUAUUAUUAUGGAAUGAUGAAUUGUGGAGUUGAUGACUUU